This is a messenger RNA of Dreissena polymorpha, 1087 nucleotides long. RefSeq names its product myb/SANT-like DNA-binding domain-containing protein 4. Lineage: Eukaryota; Metazoa; Mollusca; Bivalvia; Myida; Dreissenidae. Bases 244 to 1011 code for a protein of 255 amino acids. Gene Ontology annotation, cellular component: nucleus. The transcript is spliced from 7 exons. The record is from RefSeq and is a predicted model, not a curated record.
AGCAGCCAAUUGUAUAAAUAUGGAUAACUUUAGCCAAUCCAAAAGAUAACCUUUGGUUAACUUUAUCCGUUUUUGGAUAUGUUAUCCAACGUGGUUAUCCUAUUGUAUAAAAAUGCAAGUCGCAUUGGAUAUCUUUAUCCGAUUUGGUUAAAGUUAGCCAAACAUAAAAAACCCACAAUGCAUAUUUAAUCUGGUUCCGGUCAAGACGGUUUCGCGGAAAGUGUCAUUUCAGACGACAACAAAAUGGCUGAAACGCUUUCGCUUCGUAAAAAACGUUCAGUUAACUUUUCCCAUGAGGAAACUGCUCUAAUCCGUGAAGGUGUUAUGAAAUUUGACAAAGUUUUGACAAAGAAAUUUUCAAGCGGCUCAACACCAGUCACCAAGAAAAUUCAAGAUGGGGCGUGGGCCGAAAUAACGGAAAAAGUGAAUUCCGUCGGUCGUGCGUGUCGCACGAUUGACGACGUGAAAGAAAAAUAUCGGAAAAUGGUCUCGAAGGCCAGAGAGUCGCUUACGAUGGAGCGAAAAAACGCCCGGCAGACGGGUGGCGGACAACCGAUGAAAGCCGCAGACACGGUAACGAUGUCAAUCAUUGAAACAAUGAAGGAAACGCCGUCCUUCAGUGGGAUUCCGGGUGCUUCUCAAUCCGAAACCACCAUCGGUGCAGUGCGCAGCGCAACAGGAUUUGUUGAGCUGCUCCAACUGGAUGACUUCCUCAACUUUGCUGACGAUAUUCGUCCAUUCGACGAUGAUGAAACAGUAAAUGAAACAUCAAAAGACAGCAGUGCAGAUCAAGUUCUUAGUGUGCCUGUUCCUGUGAAUAAUAAGGAAAUUAAACCAAGCAGGAAUCCAGCUGUUGGUAAAAGGAAAGAGCAGACCCUGAGGGAACUGCAGAUGGCAUAUUAUGCUGGAGCCAUUGCAGUUCAACAGGAAAAGUUGCUCCUUAUGAAAUCCCAGAGAGAGUUUUUUGAGGAGGGAAAGCUCAUGAUGGCAUUUGCCAAAGACAAACUGUAAAAGAAUGUCAUAAAACAACAUUUUUUAUCAUUUUGAAAAAAAAAAUUCUAAAAAUGAUAAUAAAUGAUACAAAUUA